AUGAAGCCACUGUGUUUAGUCUUUGGCCUCUGGGUUCUUACAGGAUGCUUCCUGUCCAGUGAAUGUCACAGAGGCCCCAGAAGACAUGAUCCUAGAGGACCUCCUCCUCCUCCUCCUCCUCCCUAUGGUCCAGGAUUUGGUCAACCACCCCCUCCACCUUCUGGUCCAGGAUUUGGUCGGCCACUCCCUCCUCCUCCCCCCUUUGGUCCAGGAUUUGGUCAACCACCCCCUCCUCCUCCCUUUGGUCCAGGAUUUGAUCGACCACCCCUUCCUCCUCCCUUUCAUCCUCCUAAUAUUCCAGUUUCUCCACACCCUAGACCUCCAAGCAACCCUCCUACUCGACCUCCACCCACAGUACAAGUAAAUACAGUACCAGCUGCCAACAUCUCCAUAACCACUACUGCUGCCCCAAACUCCACUGAUACUUUUUGGAGGUUGUGGCAAUUAAUAAAUUCUUAUUUUAGGUCAGAAUAA
Messenger RNA from Grammomys surdaster, 474 nucleotides. Its product is annotated as submaxillary gland androgen-regulated protein 3A-like. The record is from RefSeq and is a predicted model, not a curated record. Bases 1 to 474 code for a protein of 157 amino acids. The transcript has 2 exons. Gene Ontology annotation, biological process: regulation of sensory perception of pain. NCBI's taxonomy places the organism in Eukaryota, Metazoa, Chordata, Mammalia, Rodentia, Muridae. Gene Ontology annotation, molecular function: endopeptidase inhibitor activity.